Messenger RNA from Saccostrea cuccullata (small rock oyster), 747 nucleotides. Its product is annotated as BTB/POZ domain-containing protein KCTD7-like. Gene Ontology annotation, biological process: protein homooligomerization. Bases 1 to 747 code for a protein of 248 amino acids. Gene Ontology annotation, molecular function: protein binding. The record is from RefSeq and is a predicted model, not a curated record. The transcript is spliced from 2 exons. Lineage: Eukaryota; Metazoa; Mollusca; Bivalvia; Ostreida; Ostreidae.
AUGAAGUAUGGGGAAGAAGAGCGAAAAGAAUUUGCUGAAUUCCAGCGGCAGAGAUCAACUCUCGUUGAGGCUUAUAUGAAAGAAGUCGUUCCUAACUUCAAUCCGACACCAGGGGCAAAAAGAGCAAUCUGCAUUGACACAGUCGUACCCCCAAAGAAACAAAAAGUAGACAACAAAGGUGACAAUGACCAGAAAAUUCCAGCUCCUGGUCCAGUACCAAGUCCUAAACCUGUGGAACAACCCCAACCCCAGCCUCAGCCACGACCAACUAAAUCUGAAAAUUCCAUCAAAGAUGUUCUUUCGUUAAAUGCCCCAGAGGAAGAAAGCUACGAAGUUCAGGAAUCCAAUGAAACACCUACAUAUAACCCGACUGACCAGAUGGAAGUUAAACUGAACAUACUUAAAGAGCAACAAGACGGUCAUGUAAUACUGAAUGUGGGGGGGAGAAAGUUUGAAACAAGUAGAAGAACACUAUCGAGCGACCCAUCAUCAUUACUUGCAGCAAUGACCAACCCAAAAUCACCAAUCAAGCCAUGCAAAGAGACCUAUUUUAUUGACAGGAAUCCCAGAUACUUUGAUUUCGUACUUGACUAUCUUAGAUACCCCGAAGCGUUUCCUAAUAUUCUACCAUCCGACUUUACGUUAUUGCGUCAACUUCAUGUUGAAGGAAAAUUCUAUGGUUUAUCUGGAUUAGUGCUAGCAAUCGAGAAAAAGGGACAGACACAGCCACUAUGGGAGGAAAAAUAA